This is a messenger RNA of Myxocyprinus asiaticus (Chinese sucker), 3600 nucleotides long. Its product is annotated as gastrula zinc finger protein XlCGF8.2DB-like. Lineage: Eukaryota; Metazoa; Chordata; Actinopteri; Cypriniformes; Catostomidae. The record is from RefSeq and is a predicted model, not a curated record. The transcript has 3 exons. Bases 100 to 1242 code for a protein of 380 amino acids.
UGUCAUAAAUGCUGCGCCACGGAAUGCUCAACGGUCUCCUUGUUUGAGGCAGGGUUUAACGAAGCAAAACCAAUAUCAAGUACCCACUGGAACCUGCUUAUGUGCUACUUUUCUACAUGUACCCCUAAAAAGAUGGAGUUUGUUAAAGAGGAGUUUAUUAAAGAGGAGAGUAAAGAUUUCAGUAUUUCAGAACCAAUCAGACUGAACAAUGAAGAUACUGAGGAACAAAGAGAGCUGAUGGAAGUGAAAGAGGAAAGUGAGGAGCUGAAUGAAGAGGAGGAGAAACAUCAGUAUCAGAAACCUGAUGAUUUCAUAACUGGAGAAAAAUCUUAUAGCUGCUCUCAGACAGAAAAUAAAUUCUCACAAAAAAGAACUCUUAGAAGAAAAACAAAAAAUUCUUUCACCUGCCCUCAUUGUGAUAAGAGUUUUAAACAUAAAGGAAACCUUAAUGUCCACAUAAGAACUCACACUGGAGAGAAGCCUUUCGCAUGUCUUCAGUGUGGAAAGAGUUUCAGGCAGAAAGUAAACCUUUCGUAUCACAUGAAAACUCACACUAGAGAGAAGCCUUUCACAUGCCUUGAGUGUGGAAAGUGUUUCAGACAGAAAGUAAACCUUUCGUAUCACAUGAAAACUCACACUAGAGAGCCUUUCAAAUGCCUUGAGUGUGGAAAGAUUUUGGCAAGUCCAUGUAGCCUAAGAAAACACAGAAAUAUUCACUCUAAUCAAUUACACCACUGUUCUCAUUGUGGCAAGAGUUUCAAACAGGGAGACAGUCUCAGACUUCAUCUGCGCUAUCACUUUGAAGAAAAGCCAUUUAGCUGUGAUCAGUGUGGUCAAAAAUUUAUUUUUGCAUCAAUGCUAAAAAGACACUUGAAACUUCAUGAGUCUAAUGAGAAGCCUUACAGCUGCACUGUUUGUGGAAAGAGUUUUUCACAGCUGGCUUAUAUGAAACAGCACCAGAGAAUACAUUUGGGUGUAAAACCUCAUGUAUGCUCAGAGUGUGGUAAAGCUUUUAUCAGAGCUGAAGACUUGAAAGUGCAUGAAAGAAUUCAUACUGGAGAAAAACCUCACAAGUGCUCACAUUGUGGAAAGGGUUUCAAACGGCCCAAACAGCAGAAAAGACAUGAGAAAGUGCAUACUAGAGAGAAUCCAUUCUACUGCUCUCCAUGUGGAAAGAGUUACAGUUCAUCAAGUACUCUACGGACACAUUUAAGGAAGUUUUGCCCAAAUAUGUUACAUUGAGCAAAUUUUAUCUUGAGGAUCUUGAUCAUGUGAAAGAGACUAAAAGAGUGAGACAGAUAUAUUAGAUAUACCAGAUUAAAUAACCAUGAUGUCACACAGCAGGCCACCACACUCCCGGGUGCUUUCUGUGGUGACAGGUUCGUUUUGAGUAACGUUAUAGUAUUUACGUUGUGAGAUGAAAACAAAUACUAGGUUUGUGUCCCACUGCCCAAUUAUAGCUUUUUUAUCUUAUUAUCUCUAAAACAAAGCAAAUGUCUGUUUUGUUCAAUAAUUACAGUUAUUAGUCACUUAAGUUAGCUAACGUAAUCCAGUCCUGGAACACAAGUAACACUACACAUCUGAUUCUACUGAAUCUGAUCUGAAUUGAGUGUCAAAUAAGGGAGAAAUACGAAAUGUGUGGUUUUAGUGGUACUCUAGGAAAGGAUUGAGAAACACUGUAAUACAUAAUAAAAAAAAACAUUCUUAAAGGGGUCAUGUUUUUUAUUUGUAUUAUUAUUAAAGUAGUAUAUCCAAAUGUCGAUCACCCCGUGGCAUUGAAACGGCCACCUCCAUAACCUUUAAUAACCACCUUCCUGAGUUCCUAACGUCUAUCACCCUUGAUCUUGAAUCGACAAAUUUACAGCUCAUUAUUUUCACAUGCAAAUGAGCUUUUGAUUUGCCACAAAUGUUUGCCAGAAGUUUGCAGCUCUUCGCCAGUAGUGAUGAACCUUUACCAAACCUUUUGCAACAAUGGACAGUUUGCUGCAAGUUUGCUGCAAAGCUUAUUUGCAUGUGAAAUUUAUCAGUGGCGAAUUUGCGGCAAAUUUGCCAUGAACUCUCGAUUUUCGUAAGGGCCCCCACCUUUCUUGUUCAGAAACUUCCACAAGGUAUUUAAAUUAAAUUAAAUUAUACAGUGCAAUCAGUAAGAAUAAGAUUACAAAAAUCAAGGUUAUUUCACUGAAUUUGGGCACCCCUUAUCCGAGUAGAAACACUGAAUAGAUACCCCAGUGGUCUGAAGGUCGACCUUUAAUAACCACCUUUGUGAGGUCCUAUUGCUGCUGAUCUUAAAGCGACUACUCUCAUAGUCUUUAGCAAUAUGUCCCAUUGUAUGUGAAGCACACAAUCAAAUUACAACAGUUGUUUGACUGAAAUAACUAUGUAAAACAAAGUCAGUACACUGUUGCUCCCCAAUGCUUAUAGUAUAUUACAAGAUUUGGUGAUAAAAUAAUGCUAUAUAAAGUGAAAAUAGUCCAGUCUAACACAAGUUGCGAAUGUGAAGGGUUAAUAAAUCUGUAUCCAGCUGUUGGGAGAGGGUUUCCGUGUCUCAUCUUAAGGGAUGUUUGCAGUUGAUUCCACCUUGAUCGAUUCACCAGUCGACUGACAGUAUCGCUGUUUAAAAAUGGGACAAUGGCCGUCCAAAUGUAUUAAUUGCGACCAAAUUACAGGACGUCUUGGCUAACACGAGACAGUUGAGACAGCUGGCAGCCUUCCUAGCAUUAAUACAACAUUUUCUUUCAUACCCUUUCACUGCGCUAUGCGUUCUUCUUGCAUAAUAAAAUUAUUUGAUCUCAAAUCAGUAUUUCAUGAUCAAUUAUGUUUUACUUUGGUAAGUAACUGUGUAAUAAGCAAGAUUCGCUCAGAGUUGGAGAUAUUUUGAGAUAAAACCGACUGACUGUACAGUCCCUUACAUAUCAAACAAACACAAUGUUGAAACAGCCAUUUUAAAUUUGUUACUCACCGGCAUUACUGUCAUGUCCAAUACAGUUGGCACUGCUCUGUCUUUCAAUAUAAGGUUCUUUGCAAAGCUUUAAUCUUGGCCCUCAAAAUAAUCAGUAGAGAAAUGUGCCACAAACAUAUAAUCCCACACUGAUGCUUAGUUUGAACACGCAACCAUUCCUAAUGUUGGGAUCCUUCAGAAGGCUAUACAGAGAUGCAGUUUAUUCAUAACAAGGAACACAAUAACGUCUGGGUACGUUACUCCACAUCUUAAUCUUUUUGUUUAUUUAAAGCUAAUUUUCAGAGUUGGAGUACCUCAGCCACUCUCUCUAUGAAUUUACUGCAACAAUUACAUAUGUUGUGGAGGCAGGGCUAUUUAAAUAAAACCACCAUUCCUACCAAACUAUGGGGCCGAUUUCAAAAUGAGUCAUUUUUGCAAGGUGGAAACAACAAAUGCUCUUUUUGGGCUGAAGCUGAUGUUUUGAGUUCCGAAACUUUUUCUUACAUGUCAAAAUAUCAAGAAAAAAUUUGAUUUUUCAUGACAUGACUCCUUCAAAGACAAAAACAUUAAGGUAUGACUUUCUAUAAAGGUGUUCAUUGGGCCUUUAAGGCAUUACAGAAUGAUUUCCUGUAAAGCUUCUUUGAAAUGAUGUGCACUGUGAA